Salarias fasciatus (jewelled blenny) is the source of this 4542-nucleotide messenger RNA. It is a transcript of the gene hip1ra, whose product is annotated as huntingtin interacting protein 1 related. Gene Ontology annotation, cellular component: clathrin-coated vesicle; cortical actin cytoskeleton. NCBI's taxonomy places the organism in Eukaryota, Metazoa, Chordata, Actinopteri, Blenniiformes, Blenniidae. Gene Ontology annotation, molecular function: clathrin light chain binding; clathrin-cargo adaptor activity; phosphatidylinositol-3,5-bisphosphate binding. The record is from RefSeq and is a predicted model, not a curated record. Gene Ontology annotation, biological process: actin filament organization; clathrin coat assembly; endocytosis.
UCUGCUGCUGACUCACGAGGAAAUCUCCAGAUCUGUCUCUCAGCUUCUUUUCAGUAAAAACUCUCAAACUUCACAUCUGUGGUGUUUUAUUCCCUCAAAACUUUUUUUUUUUUUUUGUUCUUCACUGUGCGUCUUUACGCACAGCUAUUCAUUCUUUGAGUCUUUUUUUUUUUAAAUAAAUCACGACGUGCUCACCUGAACGUGCGCGUGCACGCGGGCGCCUCACGAGCUGUUGACGUCUCGUCGAGGCGCGAGCACCACAGGUGAGCUCCGGAGCUCCUCGCGCCUCAAAGCUGUGAUUUUAAAGGAGCCAAAAUGAGCAAAUCCAAGAACAAGAGCGACAACAAGACGGAGAAGGCCCUGGCCGCGGAGAAGGAGCAGUUUGGGAAACAGCAGCUCCAAAGCAUCACUAAGAUCGUCGCCUCGUCUGAAACGCCGCCGAAGGAGAAAUAUGUCCGCAAUAUCAUCCUGGGGAGUCACAAAGAGGGCGGAGCCACCACCUUCUGGUCCUACGUCCUCAACCUGCCGCUGUCCAGCAACUCCAUGGUCAGCUGGAAGUUCUGCUACCUGCUGCACAAAGUGCUGCGAGGAGGACACCGCAACGUGGUCACAGACUCCCACAGACACUGCCGUACGGUGAAAGACAUGGGCGUCCUGUGGGGAAACUUGCACGAUCGAUACGGUCACAUCGUGGCCUUGUACGCCAAAUUCCUCGGUCACAAGAUGGAUUUCCACGCCAAGCACAAAGUGAUCCCGGCCAACCUGGAGGCCAGCGACGAGACUCUGGAGAGGGAGGCGGGGACGGACAUGACCAGAGUGCUGGACAUGACCAACGAGCUGCUGGACUACAUGGAAGCCGGGCUGAAGAUGGCCGAGACGGUUCUCCGUCAGGUCGACGCCAACCAGGCCAAGUCGACGACGCCGGCGGGCCAGUGCCGGCUGACGCCGCUCAUCCCGCUCAUCCUGGACUGCAGCUUCCUCUACCACUUCUCCGUGCGGCUGCUCUUCAAGCUGCACAGCCGCAUCUCUCCGGACGUCCUGCUGGGACACAGGGAGCGCUUCAGGGACCUGUUCACCAGCCUCACUCAGUUCUUCAGCCGAGCCCGAGAGGAGGAGUUCUUCAAGAGCAAGAUCCAGAUCCCGGAUCUGCCCGACGCCCCGCCCAACUUCCUGCGAGCCGCCGCCUUGGCCGAGUACAAGAAGCCGGUGGUGCUGAUGCCCGGCGAGGAGCGCCCGGAGGACGAGGACCCGGUGGAGCCGCAGCCGGACCUCAGGGAUUCCCUCCAGACGCCCCAGUACUACAUGGUGAGCCAGAUGGGGGCGCCGGAACCGGCGCCGGAGAACGAGAGCCUGAAGAGGGAGCUGGAGGUCCUGAAACCCGAGCUGCAGCUCAUCAAGUCGGAGGCCCAGAGGUGCGUGGUGGAGCUGAAGGCCCAGGUGAACCGGCUGGAGGCGGAGCUGGAGGAGCAGCGCUCGCACAAGCAGGUGGCGCUGGUGGAGAAGGAGCAGCUGCGCAUGGAGGUGGAGGCGCUGCGCUGCGCCAACGUGGCCAACGUGGGCGCUCAGAUCGGCUUCAAGGAGGCCGACGGUCGAGCUCAGGCCGCGGAGCUUCGCUUCAGCCAGCUGAAGGAGCGGCACGCCGAGCUGGUGACGAGCCACGCCGACCUGAUGAAGAAGAAUGCGGAGACGGUGAAGCAGCUGUCCAGCAGCCGGCAGCAGCAGGACGAGCUGCUGCAGACCAACAGCCACCUGCAGGGGGAGCUGCAGAGCGUCCGGCAGGAGCAGAGGAGCUCGGCCGACCUGCAGCGGCAGGAGGUGGAGCGGCUGAACAGGGAGCUGCUGGAGCAGAGAGCCGAGCUGGCGGCGCUGCGCAGCAGCCUGCAGAGCAAGGAGCUGGAAGGCUCUCAGGCCGCCAGCGGCCUGGCGGCGCUGCAGGCGGAGCGGGACGCGCUGCUGCGCUCGGCCCGGGAGAAGGAGGCGGAGCUUUCCUCGCUGCGGCUGCAGGCGCAGCAGCAGCAGAGCGUCCAGGACCUGGAGAGGGAGCGGAGCAGCCGGGAGCUGGAGGCCCUGAGGGCCCAGCUGCAGCAGCAGCUCGCCAUCAACGCCGAGCAGAAGCUGGAGUUGGAGCGUCUGAGGCGGGAGCUGGACGCCACCCGGGCGGAGCUGGCCCGGGCCACCAGCGCCCUGCAGAGCCAGGAGACGAGCGGCUCCCAGCUGAGCAGCUCGCUGGCCGGCCUGCAGGCGGAGAAGGAGGCGCUGCUGCGCUCGCUGAGGGAGCAGGAGGCGCAGCUCGCCGGCCUCCGCCAGCAGGCGCAGCUGCAGGUCGGCUCGGCGGAGCAGGAGAGGCAGCGCAGCAGCGCCGAGCUGAGCAGCCUGCAGGCGCAGCUGCAGCAGCAGGCCUGCAGGGAGAACCAGCUGUGCCAGCAGCUGCAGGACGAGCAGUUCUGCCUGCUGCAGUGCGCCGUGGUGGAGGCCGAGGGCAUCGUGCUGGACGCCGUGGCCAAGCUGGACGACCCCGUCCACGUCCGCUGCAUCAGCUCGCCGGAUUAUUUGGUGAACCGAGCUGAAACCACUCUGGCGUCCAUCGAUAAAAUGCAGCACAGCCACAUGGUCUACCUGGGGAACCGAAACGACGCCAGCGGCCUGCUGAGAGCCGUCACGCAGUUUUCUCACCUCGCCGCCGACACCAUCGUGAACGGAGCGGCGACGUCGCACUCGGCUCCGACCGACCAGGCGGACCGCUUGACGGACGGCUGCCGGGACUGCGCCAACCACUGCCUGCAGUUCCUGAAGGACCUGAAGCUCCAGGCCAGCCUGCCGCGCGCCGACCCGUCCGCCAUCCGCUACACGGUGCAGCGCCUCCUCACGCUGGGACAGGAGCUGCGGCCCAAAGGCCAGGACGUGCUGAAGGAGGAGCUGGGCAGCAUGGUGGACAAGGAGAUGAUCGCCACGUCCACCGCCAUCGAGGAGGCCGUGCUGCGGAUGGACGAGAUCCUCAGUCAAGCGAAGAAAGACACGACGGGGAUCAAACUGGAGGUCAACCAGAGCAUCCUGGGAUCCUGCUCCGACCUGAUGAAGGCCGUCCACAUGCUGGUGACAGCAGCUACUGACCUGCAGAAAGACAUCGUGGAAUCAGGAAGGGGCGCUGCCUCCGUCACCGAGUUUUACGCCAAGAACUCUCGCUGGACGGAAGGACUGAUCUCCGCCUCCAAGGCGGUGGGCUGGGGAGCGACGCAGCUGCUGGACUCGGCGGACCGGGUGGUGGCGGAGCAGGGCACGUACGAGGAGCUCAUCGCCUGCUCGCACGAGAUCGCCGCCAGCACGGCCCAGCUGGUCGCCGCCUCCAAGGUGAAGGCCGAUCGCGGCAACAAGAAGCUGAACGUGCUGCAGCACGCGUCGCGACACGUCAACGACAUGGCGGCCGUGGUCGUCACCUCCACCAAACACGGCCAGCAGCAGAUCUCCGACCACGGGACAAUGGAUUUCUCUGGCAUGUCGCUGAUUAAGCUGAAGAAAGAAGAAAUGGAGGCUCAGGUCAAGGUGUUACAGCUGGAGAGCCAGCUGGAGCAGGAGCGAGUCCGUCUGGGCGAGCUCCGGAAGAAGCACUACGAGCUGGGCGCCUCCGCCAUCGACGCCGCCGAGCAGGAGGACGCCUUCCCUCCGCCGCCGCCGCCCACGCUGCUCGACCCCGCCGACGGAGCCACGGCCGCUUUCCCCUCCACCAACCCCUUCGCACAGGGUCAGGCAGCUACGUCACUGAAUCAGAGCUACGUCACGCCAAGUCAGAGCUACACCCCGGCUCAGAGCUUCACCACACCCAGUCAGAGCUUCACCACACCCAGUCAGAGCUACACCACUCCCACUCAGAGCUUCACCACACCCAGUCAGAGCUACACCACUCCCACUCAGAGCUUCACCACACCCAGUCAGAGCUUCACCACACCCAGUCAGAGCUUCACCACACCCAGUCAGAGCUUCACCACACCCAGUCAGAGCUUCACCACACCCAGUCAGAGCUUCACCACUCCCAGUCAGAGCUACGUCACUCCCACUCAGAGCUACACUCCGAGUCAGAGCUUCAUCACGCCGGGUCAGAGCUACGUCACUCCAAAUCAGACCUACACUCCAAGUCAGAGCUACACCACCCCUCAGCCCUUCGCUCCGUCUCCACCCUUCGCCCUGACCCCGACGCAGGGUCUCCCGCCGGCUCCGUCCGCCUCGCCCUCGCAGCCGUCGGCGGGCGGCGCUCCACCCAAAGCUUCCGCUCACGGCGGAGCGGAGUCGAUCCGACAGGCCUUCAAGAAGCCGAGCAUCUUCUCGAAGUCUGGAAACAUUCUGAAGAACGCGUUCAAACGAGGUGAAACGGGAACGGGGGAGUCCUGAAGCCGAACGAAGAGGAUUCGAAAGAAAUACUUUAUUUUAAAACGUUUCACAUCAGUCAACAGUUUAAAAGGUUCUCUAAAUGAAAUCUCUAAACAAUGACGUUCUUUUGUAAUCGUUCUGGUGAUUAUUAUAUUUUCUGAUUCAUUAAAAAUCAUUUUA